GCACCCACCUCUGGUUACCACAACAAGGGCGGCUAUGCACGCCGGGACAGCAACAGUACAUGGGGAGGUAAUCACGAUUGGAACGGGUACUCGCGAACCAACAACCAAGAACGACGUGCAUCAGCAGACCGCAAUGCCUGGGGUAGCGGCGGUGGCAUUGGUGGAGCUAAUGGCGGUGGCAACCGUCGGGGCGAUAUGGGCGAACGAGGCAGAGGUCGAUUUGGCAACCGUCGUCCGAGCCAUGACCGGAAAUCAAACUUUCAGCCCACAGUUUUGCAACGCCCUCGACGCAUGUCCGAAUUAUCAGCACGUUCCGAUCGCUCUUCAUCGCGCGAUGAAAUACCACAAUCAGUAGUAGCUGAACAAUCACAAUCACCACCGCAACAGCAUCAACAAAUGCCGCCUGUGUCGUUGCCAGCUGUCGUUGAAGGUUCGCCAUCGAGUCGUCCCACGGAACUUACUGCUGCACAACGCGAGGUAAUGCUCAGCGCUGCUGAACGAGCAAAGAAACGUCGUGAUGAGGAGGAAGCAGAGUUUGCAGCUAUCCGAGAACGUGCUCGCAAGAAAGCCGAAGCACUUGCUGCCAUGUGUGAAAGCAAGUCGCCAAAGUCGUCAACGGACGCUGCUAAACCGGAAGAAAAGAAACCUGCCCUAGAUGCCAAUGCAGUAGCAACAACUGAUACAGCGCCCAAGUCCGAAAACAAAUCUCCAGUUGAUGGUAACAAGACUACCACAGACAAAAUCUCCACUACUAACGAUGCUGAGAAGCAAAAGCCAGAGGAGCCAUUGUCUGAGACCGGUGGAAAAGACGAGCCUGCAACGUCCUCAACUCCAUCAGCAAAUAAGAAGGAUGUCAAAGCUUCGCCACAGCCACCCACCGACAAGCCUCAUGAAAAAGAGGGCAGCGACGAAGAUGAUCAGAGGUGGAACGACUAUGUUGGGAACUUGAAGGAGAGCAAGCCGGCCGAACGUGCGUCUACAAGUGACAGCAAUGCAUCAGCGUGGAAUGCCUAUGCAACACGUCUCCAAUCAAGCAGCGAGAAACGCAUGAAUGCUGCCAUCGACAAGUACGCCGCUGAAAGGAACUUGGAUCCCUCACUAUUUGAUGACAUGCGACAUACGGAUCGUGAACCCUUACGCCUACACCGCCAACAACGAGGAGACUAUCAAGGUCGCGACAGUCGCGAUAGACGCGGCCAAAAUAAUCGCAACGAUCGUAAUGACCACAGACAACAUCGCGAUGAGCACAUCAGCAGCAAAAGACGAGAUAAAACGUCUGCGAAUGGUUCAACCGGGGAACACUCGGUGUCGCCAAUCAAUGUUGAGCUGUGGCCUGCAUUAGGACAACAAACCAACGACGAUACUGCCACUACCACCAGCAGUAGUCCAGCAAAACCGACGAAAAAGAAAACGGAACAGAAGGACGACACGGUACCUGUGAUUCCUGAGGACGAAGUGCAAGAAAAGGAAGGUGGCGCUACUGCUGCUGCUGCUGCCCUGGAGAAGGAGGAGGAUACCAAACCAUCGGAAAAAAACGCUACCACCAAAAGCACAACCGAAGCAUCGGCUGAUUUGUCGCCUUCCACUGGUGCUGAUGAUGGUGUUGGUAAUGAACCGGUCAAAGAACAAAAAGGAGGAGGGGAGGUACAAGAACCACCACAGCAGCCUGCCUGUGACAUUGACACCAACAAACAACGGCAGCAGGAACCGCAGGACUAUCAUCCAGAAGAAGUUCUCGAACCCCUUCCGGAAAUGAUCGAAGCCAGUGAGUCUGGAUCCCUCGUGUCACACAAUAUCACAGACACUGUACCAACACCGGAAAGUGAAUCGUGUGGUCGUGCAAGAACAUAUUCAGCAGCGGCUGUGUUUGGCCAUUGGACUCGCGCUGAACGUCAUGACUUUUUGCAAAAGUCCAAGGAGUCUGUAUUUCCGGAGGCCAUAGAACGACUUGCUGAAUUGAAGCCUGCCAACCUUACAUUUCGAACAGUGUCUGAUGAUAGACAAGCGCCAAGUGUAGAAGACAACAACGACAGCAUUGCCACCACAACAUCAUUUGAUCACACCCGAGCAUCUCCAAUCAUGGGCGGUGACCAUGGCUUACCAAACCAUAUUGCUGGAGGACUUGAACGGGGAAAAGAAUACAUGAUGAUGGAUCCAAUGCAUGCUGCGCCUAUGGCUGCUGGUGCGACUUCCUCUUUGAAUGACUUCACGCAGCAACAACGACAAUUCUCAUAUGCCGUACCCGCCUUCGACGGCAAUAAAGUCAGUCCUCAACAACACCACAUGGCGGCUGCAGCACCUAUGAGCAUGACGGCCGGCCAACAAAACUUCCCGCUGCUCGUAUAUCAAGUACCUUAUAACAACCGGGGCCCGUUCAUGCCAGGUUCAUCCACAGCCACUACAGGUUAUGGUGUGUCCGCAGAUGGUCAACAGCCAGGUAUGUUCGUUCCAGCAUCAUCCAUGAGUCAACAACAGCCGCAGCAGCACCAACAGCAGUCCAUGAUGGGUGUUUAUCUUUUGUCACCUCAUCAAAUGCUUCCUCCAUGGUCCGGUAUGCCACUCAACAAUGGCAGCAACAAUAACAACACCCACCACCAUCGCUAUCAACAGCAUCAUAAUCAGCGACGACGCCACUAGGUCUAUUUCUUGAGCCUUUUUCUCCCUCUCUCCUCCUUCCGCUUUCUAGCCAUGUUCAGUCAUAUUUUCUCGCGCUCUUUCACCUAUCAACACCAUCUCUGUCCUUCAC
Molecule: messenger RNA, 2746 nt
Organism: Zychaea mexicana
Lineage: Eukaryota; Fungi; Mucoromycota; Mucoromycetes; Mucorales; Lichtheimiaceae
Exons: 5
Coding region: 196-2637 (813 amino acids)
Source: RefSeq, a predicted model, not a curated record